ACCACCAAAGAGUGCUGCUGGGUGCAGAUCAGUGGCAUGCAAGUGGAAAACUGCUCGUAUCGUGCAGGUUCCCAAAAUAAUAGGAAGCUGUAUUUAAAGACAGUAAAAUGUACACCUUUCAAUCGCCGUUGUCAUUUGUUGAAUCCAUUAGCGGACUACGGAAUGUCGGCAUGUUUACAUGGCUCUCACCAUUCCGCCUACACUCCCCUUGAUGGCGAUGGAAGCCAGAUUCAGAGCAGAACUGUGCCACUUACCGGCCCGCCUGCCCCUACCGCUCUGUUCCAGCCUCCGCGGCGUCCCGGCCUCGGCACGGUGGGGAAACCCAUCCGUCUCCUGGCCAACCACUUCCAAGUGCAGAUUCCCAAGAUUGAUGUCUAUCACUAUGAUAUUGACAUCAAGCCUGAGAAGCGGCCGCGGAGGGUCAACAGAGAGGUGGUGGACACGAUGGUGCGGCACUUCAAGAUGCAAAUUUUUGGAGAUCGACAACCUGGCUAUGACGGGAAGAGGAAUAUGUACACAGCACAUCCACUGCCAAUUGGAAGAGACAGGGUGGAUCUGGAGGUGACCCUACCGGGCGAAGGGAAAGAUCAAACUUUCAAGGUGUCCCUGCAGUGGGUGUCCGUGGUCAGUCUUCAGAUGCUCCUUGAAGCCUUGUCCGGUCACCUGAACGAAGUCCCGGAGGACUCUGUUCAGGCUCUGGAUGUCAUCACGCGGCAUCUCCCUUCCAUGAGAUACACUCCGGUGGGCCGCUCGUUUUUUUCCCCUCCCGAGGGCUACUACCAUCCUUUGGGUGGAGGCAGGGAAGUGUGGUUUGGUUUCCACCAGUCCGUCCGUCCCGCUAUGUGGAACAUGAUGCUCAACAUCGAUGUGUCGGCCACUGCUUUCUACCGUGCUCAGCCCGUGAUUGAAUUCAUGUGCGAAGUUUUGGAUAUACAGAACAUCAAUGAACAGACCAAACCCCUGACGGAUUCGCAGCGUGUCAAAUUUACCAAGGAAAUAAGAGGCUUGAAAGUGGAGGUCACACACUGCGGUCAGAUGAAGAGGAAGUAUCGCGUCUGCAAUGUUACACGCCGGCCAGCCAGCCACCAAACGUUCCCCUUACAGCUUGAGAACGGCCAGGCAAUGGAGUGCACCGUCGCUCAGUAUUUCAAGCAGAAGUACAAUCUGCAGCUCAAGUAUCCACAUUUACCCUGUCUGCAAGUCGGGCAGGAACAGAAGCACACUUACCUGCCGUUGGAGGUCUGUAACAUCGUAGCUGGACAACGCUGUAUCAAAAAACUGACAGACAACCAGACGUCCACUAUGAUCAAAGCGACCGCACGCUCCGCCCCUGACCGACAAGAAGAGAUCAGCAGACUGGUCAAAAGCAACAGCAUGGUCGGGGGCCCGGACCCAUACCUGAAGGAAUUUGGCAUUGUGGUGCACAAUGACAUGACCGAGGUGACCGGACGAGUGCUCCCAGCGCCCAUGCUACAGUAUGGGGGCCGGGUGAGUACAGACACAGGGAGGGACUGUGGCAGGGGACUCUCUCCGCAGAAUAAAACGGUGGCCACGCCCAAUCAGGGCGUGUGGGACAUGAGGGGCAAGCAGUUCUACGCCGGCAUCGAGAUCAAGGUCUGGGCCGUGGCCUGCUUCGCGCCGCAGAAACAGUGCAGAGAGGACCUGCUGAAGAGCUUCACCGACCAAUUGCGUAAGAUCUCAAAGGAUGCCGGGAUGCCCAUUCAGGGCCAGCCGUGUUUCUGUAAAUACGCGCAAGGAGCGGACAGUGUGGAGCCCAUGUUCAAGCACCUCAAGAUGUCCUAUGUGGGUCUGCAGCUCAUUGUUGUCAUCCUGCCGGGCAAAACGCCCGUCUACGCUGAGGUGAAGCGGGUGGGAGACACCCUCCUCGGCAUGGCCACCCAGUGUGUUCAGGUGAAGAAUGUGGUCAAGACGUCCCCACAAACUCUCUCGAACCUCUGCCUCAAGAUCAAUGCCAAGCUGGGAGGCAUCAACAACGUCCUCGUGCCGCACCAGAGGCCGUCCGUUUUCCAGCAGCCCGUCAUCUUCCUGGGUGCGGAUGUCACUCACCCUCCAGCAGGUGAUGGGAAGAAGCCGUCAAUAGCGGCGGUUGUGGGCAGCAUGGAUGGUCACCCCAGUCGUUACUGCGCUACAGUCCGAGUACAGACGUCCCGUCAAGACAUGUCCCAGGAGCAGCUCUUCAGUCAGGAGGUCAUCCAAGAUCUGACCAACAUGGUGCGGGAGCUCCUGAUCCAGUUUUACAAGUCCACGCGCUUCAAGCCCACUCGUAUCAUCUACUACCGGGGCGGUGUGUCUGAAGGCCAGAUGAAACAGGUAGCAUGGCCGGAGUUGAUUGCCAUCAGGAAAGCGUGCAUCAGUCUGGAGGAGGAUUAUCGGCCCGGCAUUACCUACAUUGUGGUGCAGAAACGCCACCACACGCGUCUUUUCUGCUCUGACAAAGCUGAGAGGGUUGGGAAGAGUGGUAACGUGCCAGCUGGCACCACAGUGGACAGCACCAUUACACAUCCGUCGGAGUUUGAUUUCUAUCUGUGCAGCCACGCUGGAAUUCAGGGUACCAGCCGUCCAUCCCACUACCACGUCUUGUGGGACGACAACUGUUUCACGGCCGAUGAGCUGCAGCUCCUCACCUACCAGCUCUGCCACACGUACGUCCGCUGCACGCGCUCCGUCUCCAUCCCGGCGCCCGCCUACUACGCCAGGCUGGUGGCUUUCCGUGCUCGAUACCAUUUGGUGGACAAAGACCAUGACAGUGCUGAGGGUAGCCAUGUGUCAGGCCAGAGUAACGGCCGUGACCCCCAAGCUUUGGCCAAGGCGGUUCAGAUCCACUACGACACCCAACACACCAUGUACUUCGCCUGAACUUGGGAGCCUAUCCGCCCGUCCACACUUGGACUUCCAAUCCCGUCUGUAUUUUUCAUUAUUAUUUUUCAAAUCGGUUCACUGUUCGUCUUCUCCUCGUCGUCUCGUCCCCUCUCAUCAUAGUCACUUUUCCAUUUCCCCUCAAAUGUGCAUCGGGGCGACAUUUUUUUGGACGGUAUUCUGUGUCCACUAGCUUUCGAAUGAAACGAGGCUCAGUCCGUCCAGUGUACACCCCAGAGGCAAGUCGCCGUCCUAACCAGCAAUUCAGCACCGCAAACCCGCAGGGGUUUCCAAUGCGCAGAGGAAAAUGACAAAAAAAAACCA
Messenger RNA from Hippocampus zosterae (dwarf seahorse), 3201 nucleotides. RefSeq names its product argonaute RISC component 4 (gene ago4). Gene Ontology annotation, molecular function: RNA binding; protein binding. Bases 37 to 2877 code for a protein of 946 amino acids. The transcript is spliced from 19 exons. The record is from RefSeq and is a predicted model, not a curated record. Lineage: Eukaryota; Metazoa; Chordata; Actinopteri; Syngnathiformes; Syngnathidae.